This is a messenger RNA of Nicotiana attenuata, 1013 nucleotides long. RefSeq lists its product as uncharacterized. The coding region runs from base 52 to 780 and encodes 242 amino acids. NCBI's taxonomy places the organism in Eukaryota, Viridiplantae, Streptophyta, Magnoliopsida, Solanales, Solanaceae. The record is from RefSeq and is a predicted model, not a curated record. The transcript has a single exon.
GAAGAAAGAACUAAGUUAUCAAGAAUAGAGAGAAAUUCAGAGCUUAUUAAGAUGACGUUUUAUUUAGAUGAAGAAGAAGUGUGGAGAUGUCCCAAACACCCUUCGAAGCGACGGAGGAAUGGAGUUUGCCCGGUUUGUCUCAAGGACAGGCUCGUCAUUCUUUGCCCUGACUGUGCUAAUGUACGCCCCUGUGCAUGCUACGCCUCUGCGUCGUCGUCGUCUUCCUCCGCUUCCUCUUCGUUUUCUCUCUUCUCCUCAUCCUCCGGUCGUAGCGGCGGCGGCGGAGGAGGAGGAGGUGGUGGUUGCGAAGGAAUUUGCUCCGUCGCACGAGUUUCGAAGCUUAUAGAAAGUGAGCCGGCGUUUCAGAGAUCAAAAUCCGUCGGAAUUCCUUUCCUCCGAUCACGAGACAAAAUCUCUGCCGCCCGGAGAAAUCAGCCGCCGAUUUGUAACGACAAGAUUAACAAAACGCCGUCGUUCUGGUCGGUUUUUAAGUUGAGUAAGAGUAAGAGAAGCGGAGAAUCAGAGAAGGAAGGAUUGAAAGGAAAAGCGAAUAUUCAUCAUGUCAAUGUUAUUAACGAAUUAAGUGAUAGUAGAAUUGAUGAUUUUGCGAGGAUGAUGAAUAGAUCAAGAUCAAUGAGUGUGGCGAUAACGUCAGUUUCCGGCGCCGGUGAGUCGCCGUCGAAGUCGAAAGGAUGGCAUUUUCCAAGUCCAAUGAAAGUCUUCCGUCAAUCGAAGGCUUCUAAAUUGGUUAACGAACGGUCGCCUAUGUACAGAGGUUGAGUUUUCAUUUAUUUAUUUAUUUAUUUAUUUAUUUAUUUAUUUUUUAAGUUUCUAUUUUUGAGUAUUCAGAAUAUUAAAGGCAGUAUUGAGUAUUGUAUGAAGGAACUUCAAACAAGUAAAUAAAAAAAUUAGUUUCAUUUCUUAUGGAUAUGAAUAUAAUGAAAUAACAAUUGCGCUACUGUUUUAGAAGGAACUGGAAAUCUUACAAUACAGUUUCAUGUAUUAGAUCUCCA